Molecule: messenger RNA, 7835 nt
Organism: Ochotona curzoniae (black-lipped pika)
Lineage: Eukaryota; Metazoa; Chordata; Mammalia; Lagomorpha; Ochotonidae
Gene: GK5
Product: glycerol kinase 5
Exons: 16
Coding region: 25-1614 (529 amino acids)
Biological process (GO): glycerol metabolic process; glycerol-3-phosphate biosynthetic process; triglyceride metabolic process
Cellular component (GO): mitochondrion
Molecular function (GO): glycerol kinase activity
Source: RefSeq, a predicted model, not a curated record
GGCGGAGCGGCCGGCACGGGCAGGAUGUCGGAGCUGCCCGCUGGUCCCGAGCAGAGCGCGCCGGCCGCGAGCCGUGCGGGCUUCGUGCUGGGGCUGGACGUGGGCAGCUCGGUCAUCCGCUGCCACGUCUACGACCGUGCGGCGCGGAUCCGCGGCUCGAGCGCGCAGAAGGUAGAAAGUCUUUACCCUCAAAUUGGCUGGGUUGAAAUCGAUCCUGACGUGCUCUGGGCCCAAUUUAUUGCUGUAAUAAAAGAUUCAGUCAAAGCUGCAGGAAUACAGAUGAAUCAAAUUGUUGGUCUUGGCAUAUCAACACAGAGAGCAACUUUCAUUACGUGGAACAAGAAAACAGGACAUCAUUUUCACAACUUCAUUAGUUGGCAAGACCUAAGAGCUAUUGAACUGGUAAAAUCUUGGAAUAGUUCUCUUCUAAUGAAGCUGAUACACAGUUCUUGCCGAGUGCUUCAUUUUUUCACUAGAAGUAAACGACUUCUAGGAGCCAAUCUGUUCACAUUCACCACGCAGCAUGCUUCUCUGCGACUGGCCUGGGUUUUACAGAAUAUAAAAGAGGUGCAAAAGGCAGCUGAAGAAGGCAAUUGUUGCUUCGGAACUAUCGACACCUGGUUGUUACAUAAGCUCACCAAAGGUUCUGAGUACGCCACAGAUUUUUCAAAUGCCAGCACCACUGGACUUUUUGAUCCUUAUAAGAUGUGUUGGAGCAGUCUCAUUACCUCCUUGGUUUCUAUACCACUCUCCCUCCUGCCUCCCGUGAAGGACACAAGCCACCAUUUUGGAUCCGUGGAUAAAGAGAUAUUCGGUGUGCCUAUACCAAUAGUUGCCUUGGUUGGUGACCAGCAGUCAGCCAUGUUUGGAGAGUGCUGCUUCCAGACAGGAGAUGUGAAAUUAACCAUGGGAACUGGAACUUUUUUGGAUAUUAAUACUGGAAAUAACCUUCAACACACUAUGGGAGGAUUUUAUCCAUUAAUCGGGUGGAAGAUUGGGAAAGAAGUUGUAUGCCUGGCUGAGAGCAAUGCAGGAGACACUGGUACUGCCAUAAAAUGGGCUCAGCAGUUGAAUCUUUUCACAGAUGCUGCUGAAACUGAAAAAAUGGCCAAAAGUUUGAAAGAUUCUGAAGGAGUGUAUUUUGUUCCAUCUUUUAACGGAUUGCAGGCUCCGUUAAAUGAUCCCUGUGCAUGUGCCUCUUUCAUGGGUUUGAAGCCCUCUACUAAUAAAUAUCACCUUGUCCGAGCCAUAUUGGAGUCUAUCGCUUUCAGAAACAAACAAUUGUAUGAGACAAUGCAGAAGGAAAUUCAUAUUCCUGUAACAAAAAUCCGGGCAGAUGGUGGAGUCUGUAAGAACAACUUUGUCAUGCAGAUGACUUCAGACUUGAUUAAUGAGAACAUAGAGAGACCAGAUCACUCUGACAUGUCCUGCCUAGGUGCUGCUUCUCUUGCAGGCCUUGCUGUCGGUUUUUGGACUGACAAGGAAGAACUAGAGAAACUGAGGCAAAGUGAAAUGGUUUUUAAGCCCCAGAAGAAAUGGCAAGAAUAUGAAAUGAAUAUGGAAAACUGGCUCAAAGCAGUGCGGCGCUCCAUGAAUUGGUACAAUAGCACGUGAUCAAAUGUGAUGGUGGAAUUGUAGCUGGUUGACAAAGCAAAGCCCAGGGAUAACCUGUGGUAGCAGUGACUGGGAGAAGGUAUAGAGAAAGCUCACAACUUGAGUGGAAAAAUAAUUGCUUAUUCACAAAAAAAAAAAAAAAAUACAACUUCUUAUUUUUUAUCCAAACCUUGGAAAAAUUAUAAGGCAACAAUACCUCAAAACUUAUUUUCGGCAGGUUCCAAAGGACAUUAGCCAUUUGUUUCUGACCAUAUUUUACACUUAUGGGUACUCUUUUUUUAUAUUGGGCCAGUGGUACAGUAGCCCAGCUUUGCACAUAAGAGAUUUGUUCCAAGACCCCAGGGGAGGCUGAAACCACAGAUACUAGCAGAACUUGUUUUUGCUGUUUUUUUUUUUUUUAAAUUUUCUACACAUGGAUGAUAAAGUUUAAUGAAUUAGGCAUGGUAAGAGAGAAAAACUAAUUUUAAAUAGAGUAGCUGUAGAGAAUUACGUAAAUGAGAUCUAUCUUAAAAUAUCUCACUGUCCUUUACUGACCCCCUGUUUUGGCAUUGAUGUGAGAUGACACAGUGUGUGCAUGGUAAGGUGAAGUGAGACAAAUAAAACAACACUUACGCUUCAUGGCCAUAACCUCUGUGCUCGCAGGACAGUAGGAAAGCAGUGCAGAUGUUCUUCCUCAUGGUCUGACAGAGGUCGUCUCUCCCCACGGAGCUCAGCAGUCUCAGCAUGGGUGCUCUUUCUUUGCCUUAUUUUGUUUGUUUUCUUUAAAUCAAGCACUUUCUUUUUUUUUUUUUUUAACUUAAAAAGGAGCAUUCUGCAGCUUUCCUUUGGAAUGACUGAAUUGUGCAUUGGGUCUGAGAUUGAGUAAAACACUUGCACACAGAACUGCAAUAAAGUGCAUAGUGGAUCUGAUAACCAAGACAGUUAGGAAGUGACCGACAAGCAGGUAGCAAAUACAAUGUGAAUACACCAGACAACAGAUGGCUGGCAGGAUGGUGUGAGAUAUGCCACUUCACCUGGCAUGCAGUUGAAAACUUAAGAACUAUUUAUUUCUGGAAUUUUCCAUUUUAUAUUAUUGGACUAUUUUUGACUACACAUAAGGAACUAUGGAAAAGAAAACCUUGGAAAAGGGGGCCACUGUUCAUAAGAACAGAGAACACUGAACUGUUGGUUUCAGGUCAAGCAGUAUUUACAUUUUAUUCCAAAAUUAUGUGAAAAGUAUGCCUUCAAGUUUUUAACAUAAAAUGGGCUAUUUGAAGUCCAUAUAACUAAAAAGAAUUAAGAAAAUGUAGAAUAUUAAAAUAUUAGUGCUGUCUUAAGCCAUAAUUUUUCAAUGUCAUAUCCAAAUAUGAGCUCAGUAUAUCCCUGUGAGAUAAAUGUGUUAGUCAAUGAUUUCCUUUACUGGGCUUCAAGUCACUGCCUUAAUUUUUGCUUGUUCAAACACCAAAGUAUUGACAUUCUUUCUUUAUAUGUUGAAAAAUUAAUUUUAGUUAUUGAUUCUUCAGGAAUAAAAAAAUACUGUUUAUUUUCCUUCUGAAAUUUCUUUCAAAAAAACUUCUGUGUAAGUAUAGGAUUCUGUUGUUUACAAAAUGUGCAGGUAGUUAAUGCAACUUUAGUCUUCUGUCCUUUCUCUUAGCUGUUAAGAUGCUGGAGUAAAUGUCUUUUUUCUUAAGUGCCUAAUUCACAGAGUUUGAUUUGAAGAAAGUGCCCCGAUCUGUUGGUGACUAAGAAUUCCCUUCAUGGGGAUAUUUUACUCAUCUGAGUAUCUUCUGCUUGGUUAGUCUUCCCAGCUCUCCAAGGUGUGUGCAGGGGACAGCAGAUGAGACGUGAUGUGGCUGUGUACAUGGCAAUGACUGCCCUGUCGCCCCUGAGUCGGAGAGUCACAGCAGGAACAGGGGCAGUGUACUCUUCUCAGACUUUCCUGCUCGAAGCAGUGUAGGGAAGUGAGAGCCAUGAGCAGCCUCAGGCUGGGUGCGAAUGUAGGGAUGGAGAGCUGUCAGCUGCCCCAGGCUGGGUGUGAAAUUAGCACCAGGCAGUUGGCUGGCUUCCACUGUGUUUUAAUACCCUUUAUCUCCUAGCUACCUUUGGUGUAGGUUCUGUUUUGGAUGUGCAGUGGUAAUCAAUUUAUUUCCCUCUUCAUCAAUAUUUAUCAGAACUUUAGAAUUAACUGUUACAUAAUAGUGUGCUCAAGAGAGGGGCUGUUAUAGAGAAUUUGGCGGUUGUGGUCAUUUGCAUGUCAGAGAUAGGUAUGAUAGAACCAAUGAUAUAAUUGAGUUUGCAAAUUCCAUUUCAGGGAACUUCAGCUUGUUUUUAUUUUACAUUGUAGAAAAGUAUAGGAUCAUUAAUUCCAAUUAUUUAAGAUUUGGAAACUAUAAAUCAGAAUAUUAUUUAGUAAAUCAGAUAAUACAUUCUUUCCAUUCAUUUUUACAUCUUUGCAAAGACUAGUUAGUGAUUAAUUAAAGGCUUUCUUUCCAAAAUUAUAUGAAAGUUUCUCUUUGUUUUGCUCUUAUACUGUCUGCUUCACAGUGGUUGUGAGUGCUUAGAAAAUAAUUCUUUUGUAUUAGAAUAUACCUAGUUGCAACAUUAAUAGUACCUAAAUAUUUGUUGUUUAUUUCUUUUCCAUAUUCUCUUUUCUCAACAUAUAGCCACAACGUAAAGGAUAAAUAGUUUUGAGAGUGUGAGAAAAUAAAUUUGAGUAUUUCUCAUUGGAUUUGAGCAGUCCCUCAAAAAUCAGUGGCCAAAUUUUUUGUCUUCUGUGAACCUAGAAACUAAUGUUAUCUUUAAUAUGUUUACCGAUAUUAGUGAGAAUAGUAAAUCUUUUUUUUUUUUUUGAUCUAGCCCACAAUCAGAAACAUGAUCACAUUUGUUUUUGUGGUUACAGAAACCAUCGAUAAUCAAAAUCAGCUAAGGAGAAAAAUUGUCCUUACCAUGUUUAAGUUUAUUUUUCAUUUAUGUAGCUCUGUGUGAAGUUUCUAACAAUGUAUUCUAAUAUUCCUCAGUAUGUUUUGUUUUCCCUUUGUGAGUACAUCAGGUAUUCGUAGGUGAACUCCAGUUUCUUACCAUAGAGGAGAAUGAUCUUACUUAAUCCAUCUUCAACCAGUUUUAUGUUUAUACUAUAGAUUUAACUGAUUUUGAAACCUUUUCUCUCUGACCAACGUAUCGUUUUCCUGUCUCAGUACUGACAUUCUGGGCUGAAUAAUUCUUUGUUCUGGGGUACACUGUAGGGUGUCUCUGAUCUCUGCCUUCCAGCUCCCACUGGCAUGCCUCCUACUUAUGAUGAAAAUGAUCUUUAAUUAUUGCCAUUCAGGGAUGCAAUAUCAUUCUCAGUCAAGAGCCAUUAAUAGACGCAGACGGAGGACUCUGAAUAUAGUGUCACUCGCCUUUCCACUCUGUUUUACUUUACGUUAGGAAAUAGUUUAAUAGCAAAGAAGCCAUAGUAUAUAUUUUUAAAAAUAGAAUUUCUGUUUGGCUAAUAAGGAAAAGAAAUCUCUUACUUUCAUAGCGUCUUCUGAUGUUUUAUCUACUGUUGCCCAGGCCUACCUUUGUAAACUCUGAUCUGUGACUAAUGUAUUUUGCAAAUUAUCUUUGAUUUGAUCUGCUUUUUAGCUUUGUUUUCAACUAGGAAUAAAGGUGAUGACUUUCUUCCACCUGCCUUCUGAACAAACCUGCACCUAACCAGAAGCAAACACUGUAUCCCCAGAACCGAGCAUUGCUCUUCACGUUUAUGGGAUCUAUUUGGACUUUUUCAAUGCUUUGCUCAUUUGCACAUUUUAUCCCUUAUGUUCUGGUCACUUGUUGCAUGUAGGAUAGGUUUAUGUCUGAGAAGAAUUGCUUUGCUAAAAGAGCUGGAAUCCUCAUACUGUAUAUUUAAACUUUUCCCCAUGUUUAUACAUCUGCAAAUGUGUUUUUACAGAAAUACUAUCCACAAAUCACUUAGUCACAGGUUAUACCUGUUGCGGAUGACUGAAUGAGAUGGCAGGAAUCUUCAGAGUGCCAAAAAAGCUUGUGCUACAGGAAGGGAGCAUCAGAAGGGGCCCCUUCUGUAGGGGACUUAGGCUUGGAGACCAGCCUAACCCAAAAUAGUCCAACCCGAGUCUGGCCAGAAUUUUAUAGUUCUGAGUCAUUCCAGAGACAGCCUAGAAGGCUUAAAUAUACCAUAAUGGCUUCUGAAUCCCUCUGGGAAGUCUGGAUCAUGUUUCUCAAUUGUGGUUAAAGACCUCCCAGACAUAUUCUAGACCUCUAAAACCUGGUCCCCAAAUCAUCUCAAAAUACCUGAAGCCAGAUCAUCUCUUCAAACCACUCAAAGUAGGUGAUGUUAAGAGGUCUGAUAGGUGAUCCAGAAUCAAGUUGUGUUGUACAUUUUGGAACUUCAUAGCCGUGAAUACCUUGGCACCAGCAUCUAUUCUAAAUCACUGGCUGUGUUGUCUCUGCAUUCCCAUGAGAUGACUGUCCCUAGAGGAAUGCAGCAAAGAUCUUGGGAGUAGGAAGUAUGGACCGGAGCCUGCAGAAUAACUUGCUUAGGGCAUUCUCUGCCUUUCUACUUUUGUGCUUUUGACCCUUUGCUACAAAUGUGGUCUGUUAUAAAAUGGCUGUGUCUAGACAGAUACUGGUAUUGUUUGGGGGGGGGGGGAAAUGAUACAGGAACUCCAAUUUAAAUGAGCCUUAUCUUUAUAAGAAACUGCCAAACUGCUUCUCCCAGUGGCUGUAUCGUUUUAUAUUCUCCAAAGCACUGUAGGAAGUGCCAAGCCCCUCCACAUCUUCACCAGCAUUUGAUGGCGCCACUGUGUUUCCUUUGAGCCAUUCUGACCGUGAUAUCUCAUGGUGGUUCUAAUUGCAUUUCUAUAAUUAAUAAUGAUACUGAACAUAUUCUUGUGUCCAUUUUGCCAUUUAUGUAUCCUCUCCAGAGAAAUGUUUGUUUAUAUCUUUUGUCUGUUUGCCAAUUAGAUUGUUUGCCAAAUGAGCCAUAUCUUAAAAUAUUCUUUUUAAAAUGUUUUAUAUCAGUCCAGUGACUUAAAGCAUUCAGGGGGAUUUUUGAAAUCCUUCUAGGAAAAAUAUAUAUGGAAUUUGAACAUGAUUUUAUAGUCUGAACAGAAGAAUUCUGAUAUACCUUGUGUUUGGCUAAUACCGGGUAAUUAAAAUUUUUUCAGUUAUCUUUGCUUGGAAUAUUAGCUAGAGUGUCCAGAUUUGUAUUUUGUACAUAGCUAUCAUAAUGUUUCUAAACUUUUAAAAUUUAAAAUAUUUGACUUUAGGGUUUAAGGAUGACUGUAAAAAUUAAUUAGAAUUUUUCCUAUUUGUACAAAAUGGGUAAAGAUAGAACCUGAUUUCUAUACACUGAUAUAUUCUUAUUUCUCUGAUCUUUAAUGUCAUGAUUUUAUUAAAUAGUGAUUGAGACCCUCAUAAAUUACGAUUGUUAAGAUCUAUAGGUAAAAUCAAGGAAACAUAACAAUUGAAAUAUUUUUCUUAUGUAUGUAAAUUUUUCCCUUAGCUUUUUGUACACUUUUACUUUUAGAUUUUUUUUUUUAAUCUGGACAUUCUUAUUACCAUUUUCUGUUUGAGUUUCUGCACAUUAAGAAAGUCACAGAGAAAUAAGUAUAUGUUAACUAAAUUAAAAGCUGAGGUGAAUUUAGGCUUAGUGUAAUUAGAGAAGAAGUUUAUGAACAUUUCCUCUUAAGGUUUAUAAUAUAUAUUGAUAUACACACAUAUGUGUGUGUGUGCGUCUAACAUUCUUACACUAAGGACAUUACAUAAGAAGAGGGUUAAUUCUUUAUAAUGAAGAAGGUAUCAUCUAUUAUGUAUUUUUAAAUACUUAGGAAGAUAGUAAAGAACUAGAGGAAAGACAAUUUCAUACACUAAUAUGAAAUUAGUGUAGUAGCUGUUCAAAAUACCAUUUCUAAAUAUUGUAAUAGAAAAGUACUGGGGAAACAACAAUGGCAUGGUGAACGACUGAGCCGUACAUGUGGGUAUAAUAAAGGUGGUGUUAUUUAUGCUUUUCCGAUCGUUGCUGCACGGUCACGCACUUACACAGCCAUCUCCACGUGCUGGAAGAUGCAGCAGGUAACCUGGACUUCUUCACCUGGCUGCACUGCAGGUUCCAAUGAUUGCUAAGCUGAUGGGGUCAUUUGGUAGCAGGAAAUUUGAAAUGUCAUAAACUAAAUGAUUGGAAGAAAGGAUUGGAUUUUUUUAAAAAGACUCAUUUGAAAGAGUGACAGAGGGAGACAAAGCAU